Molecule: messenger RNA, 3571 nt
Organism: Lactuca virosa
Lineage: Eukaryota; Viridiplantae; Streptophyta; Magnoliopsida; Asterales; Asteraceae
Source: the annotation of a GenBank genome assembly
AUGAUGGAAACGGAGAGAUUGCAUUACAUACGUAGGCAACAACAUGUUCUUAGAUGUGAGUCUUAUGAAAAUUUACGUAACCAAAAAGCUCAAGGAACAACGAAUAUCUCCAAUGUCGGACAACGUGUCAUAUUACCUUCAUCCUUUACUGGUGGCGCACGAUAUAUGCUGCAAAACUAUUUGGAUGCCAUGUCACUAUGUAAAUGGUUUGGAUAUCCAGAUUUUUUCAUAACCUUUAUGUGUAAUCCAAAAUGGCGAGAGAUUAAAAGAUUUCUUAAGGAUACUUCACUUCAACCAGAAGACAGACCUGAUAUAUUAUGUAGGUUGUUCAAGAUCAAGCUCGAUGCAUUUAUUAAAGAUUUAAGGGAGAAUAAAAUUUUCGGCACAGUUCAAGCAUAUGUUUAUACCAUUGAAUUUCAAAAGAGAGGUUUGCCGCAUAGUCAUAUAUGUUUAUUUAUGCAUUCUGACAUCAAGUUACCCAUUGUUGAAUUUAUCGAUCCGAUAAUUUCUGCUGAGAUACCAGACAAAAUUGAAGAUCCGGAAUUGUAUUCACUUGUCAAUGAGUUCAUGAUUCAUGGUCCAUGUGGAGCUGAAAAUAUCAAUUGUCCAUGCAUGGUGGAUAAAAAGUGCUCAAAAAACUUUCCAAAACAAUUCUGUGAUCAUUCGUCUGUUGAUGGAAAUGGUUUUCCGUUAUAUAGGAGAAGAAACGAUGGUCAUUUUGUAGAAAAAUCGGGUGUGAAGUUGGAUAAUAGAAAUGUUGUUCCAUACAACAAAUAUAUAUUAAAAAGAUAUCAGGCACAUAUUAAUGUUGAAUGGUGCAAUCAAGGAUCUUCUAUAAAGUAUCCUUCUGUUAUCAGACUACCUUUUCAUCUACCUAAUCAACAACAGAUUGUAUAUGGCGAAGACGAUGAUAUUGAUGAUGUUCUUGACAAACCUUCUGUUGCGGCUUCAAAGUUCACAUCUUGGAUGGAGUGUAAUGCAAUCGACAGUGAAGCACGAAAACUUACAUAUGCUGAAUUUCCUACAAAGUUUGUUUGGAUAUUAAAUGGUCGGUUUUGGAAGCGAAGGAAAGUAGGAAAAGCCAUCGGUAGAAUUCAUUCGGUUUCACCUAAACUAGGUGAAGCAUAUUUCUUAAGGAUUCUUUUAAAUAAAGUAAAAGGUCCGACAUCAUUUGAUGAAAUUCUCACGGUAAAUGGUCAAAGACAUUCUUCUUUUAGAGACGCUUGUUAUGCACUCGGGCUAUUAGAUGAUGACAAGGAAUACAUUGAUGCAAUUAAAGAAGCAAGUCAUUCUGGAUCUGGUUUUUAUCUACGCUUCUUAUUUGCUACAUUGUUGAUGUGUAAUAGUAUGUCUAAACUAGAGGUCGUUUGGGAAAAUACAUGGGAAUAUUUGGCAGAUGGAAUUCUAUAUAACCAACGACAAAGAUUUAAGUCUGCAGAAUUGUCACUCGGAGUAGAUGAACUUAAAAACUUAACUUUGUUCGAAAUAGAACAAAUUUUACUUCGAAACAACUCUACUCUCAAAAACUUCAAAAAUAUGUCAUACCCAGAUGUUGAAUCCGUUUCUUCUUCAAACAAUCGACUAAUCACCGAGGAGCUAGAUUACGACAUUCCCGUUUUAAAGAAUGAUUAUGGUCGAGACCCAUUUGUGUAUUAUGACUGGACAAUCUCUUACAUCACAGCAUCACCGCUUGGCGUUAAACAACAGGUGAUUGCAAUAGAUGGGCAAUUUCCGGGACCAAUUUUGGAAGGAACAACAAAUUGGAACGUUGUUGUCAAUGUAAAGAACGAUCUUGAUGAACCCGUGCUUCUCACAUGGAAUGGAAUCCAACAUAGAAGGAACUCAUGGCAAGAUGGUGUGUUGGGGACAAAUUGUCCUAUUCCUGCUGGAUGGAAUUGGACAUAUGAGUUUCAAGUUAAGGAUCAGAUUGGUAGUUUUUUCUACUUCCCUUCAACAAAUUUCCAAAGAGCUGCAGGCGGAUAUGGAGGAAUCACCAUUAACAACAGAGACGUUAUUCCUGUACCCUUCGGUGCUCCUGAUGGAGACAUUACACUUGUCAUCGGGGACUGGUUUAUAAAGAGUCAUAAGGAUCUUAGGAAAGAUAUUGAAAAAGGGGUUGAUCUUGGAUCUCCUGAUGGUAUUUUGUUCAAUGGGCUAGGUCCUUAUCGAUAUGAUAGUAGCAUCGUUCCUGAUGGAAUUGCAUACCAGGUGAUAAAUGUCGAACCAGGAAAAACAUACCGUUUUCGUGUACACAAUGUUGGUACCUCAACAAGUCUAAACUUGAGAAUCCAAAACCAUAACUUGCUUCUUGUAGAAACCGAAGGUUCAUACACAGUCCAACAGAAUUAUUCAAACAUGGAUAUUCAUGUUGGCCAAUCGUAUUCUUUCUUGGUGACUAUGGAUCAACCUGCAAGUAACGAUUAUUACAUUGUUGCCAGUCCACGGUUUGUCAAUUCAACAAAAGCUUCAGGAGUUGCAAUUUUGCACUAUUCAAAUUCCCAAGCGCCCGCUUCAGGUCCUCUCCCGGAUCUCCCUAACGAAUCCGACCCGUCUUUCUCAAUGACUCAAGCACGAUCCAUAAGAAUGAAUGUUUCUGCGGGUGCGGCUCGUCCGAAUCCACAAGGGUCUUUCAAGUAUGGUGAGAUUACAGUAACGGAUGUAUUUUUACUCCUGAAUAAGCCACCUGAAAUUAUAGAUGGAAAAAGGCGUACUACUCUUAAUGGUAUAUCUUUCUUUGUUCCUUCAACACCAUUGAAGCUUGCUCAACAGUAUAAUGUUCUUGGAAUCUACAAGCUUGAUUUCCCAAAUAGACCAAUGAAUCGCCCUUCAAUAAUUGACACGUCUGUGAUUAAUGGGACAUUCAAAGGAUUUAUUGAAAUUAUACUCCAAAAUAAUGAUUCCACAGUUCAGAGCUACCAUUUGGAUGGCUAUGCGUUUUUUGUAGUCGGGAUGGAUUAUGGAGUAUGGACCGAAAACAGUAGAAAUGUUUACAACAAGUGGGAUGGGGUGGCUCGCAGUACUACUCAGGUUUUCCCAGGAGCAUGGACAGCUAUUCUGGUUUAUCUUGAUAAUGCGGGAUUAUGGAACCUAAGAGCACAAAACCUAGAUUCAUGGUACCUUGGACAAGAAGUUUAUUUGAGUGUGGUUAAUCCUGAGGUCACUGAAAAAACCGAGCUUUCUUUGCCUGAAAAUACAAUCUUUUGUGGAGUAUUAUCAUCCUUGCAAAAGGAUCAGGCUCAAAGAGUUAAAUUUUCAAGUGCACCUUCAGUUCCCACAUUAAUUACACGAAUCUUUAUUGCAUUAAUCAUCACAUUUGUUGGAAUUUCUGUGAGGUGACACCAUUCAUGAGCCAUGGUUGAACAGUCCAAACGUCAUCAAGAACUCAAAUUUUGACAUAUUUGUAGGAAAAAAAUUAGAUCAAAUUGUUCCCAUGAAUACUGCUGACUUUAUCUAUUAUUUCACCUGUAAUUAGAUUGUAUCAGCUCAUUUGUAAGUGAAAAGGCAUAAUUGCCCCCUGUAACCCUUUUGAUGGUGGGAGUUGUACAUUGUGCAUCGGUAUAUGUAUGGUCAG